UUUUCGUGACUAAAUGCCAGAUUGUACAAUGCCCCGCCCAAAUACAACUUGUUGUAACAGAUUCCAGUGCAUCAAGCGAUGCGUGCAUUUUCGAAUGACUGCGUCGUUGCCUUAAUGCUACCAUCGGUGCGUCGCAUACGAUAUUAAUUAUCAAGAAUCGCAUUGAUAAUCGAAACAAGGACGCAAAGGAGGAUACGAAUUACUCGAAGAAGAAUCUCAGUCUAAAAUUUAUAAAAUGUCCAUUCUAGACGAGCGAGAGGACUACCUGAAGAAUCCCUUUUUUGUCAAACACGAAUACGGUGACUUUACGCCAUUUUAUAUCACCGUAACCAUCUGUUCUGUGCUAUUCGCUGUCCUGUGCAUUUUGAACAUCGGAUUCUGUUUCUGCUCUCGACAUAAAAGUUAUUGGCAGAAUCGUCAUACGGGAAAUAGGUGGAUUCAACCACUGUGGACGGUAAUACCGCAUAAAACGCCACCUCUAGAUUUAAGCGAAUUGGAGCCUGGGCGUACCUUCCAGCCAGAGACACGCGAGGUCUUGCAAUAUCACAACCCGAAAUCGUAUAAAACCUCACCGCAAUCGCAAGAGUACAUGGAGAUGCAAAAACGUGAGAGUGAGAUUUAA
Molecule: messenger RNA, 622 nt
Organism: Hylaeus anthracinus
Lineage: Eukaryota; Metazoa; Arthropoda; Insecta; Hymenoptera; Colletidae
Gene: wrm1
Exons: 3
Coding region: 236-622 (128 amino acids)
Source: RefSeq, a predicted model, not a curated record